AUGGCGGCGCCUGCUCGGGUCGUGGGCGCCUGCCUGGCAUGGGCGAGCAGCCGCGGCCUGCCGUCUCAGCUGUCAUGUCACAGGAGCUGUGAAGCAGCCCUCUCUUCCAUGAAGAAGGAGGAGCUGCGUGCUCUCUGCUCCAGUCUUGGGCUCAAUCACGAUGGCAGUACUGCUCAGCUCAUCUUGUCGGUGGUGGAAACGAUCGUGGCGAGGAGAGUUCCGCUUCCUCCCGAGUACCCGUCUCUCAACUAUGUCUCAUCCCUCUCAGCCCAUAGCGUUGACGUUCUGCCCUCCUUGCGCUGCUGGAAGUGUGGGGCUUCAGUGGAGCCCUGCGUCAAGAACAUCGCAGACUUCCAAGUCGGUAGCUGGCCGCCGGGAGACAGCAGGAGAUGGCAGAACUGCGAGUCAGUUGUAAUCCCGUCCUUGAUCUGCCAUGCUGAAUGCGCCCGAGAGGAACUCGAGGAGGCGGGCAGGAGGGGCGAAACCGCCCGGCCACCAUCGAAUCAGCAGUCCACCAGGCGCCGCUCUUGUAGGGUAGGAGACUUUGCAACGAUCGUGGGGCUCCGAUGGGAGGAGAGGUGGAUCGGCCUGCAGGAGAUCCUCAUGCUGGAGAGAGGAGGGAGCCUUGCUGACGGCCUCAUCGACGUUCCUACUGGUCCCUGCAUCGAGCGCGUUGCACUUCAGCUCUUGAACUGGUUCUCAAUGUCUUGUGAGUCCUGGGGGGAGAAGAGCUACCUGCCUGCGCGCGUGUACCUGACGAGGAGGACGAAGCUCUGCUGCCGUGGGGGGUCGAUAGUCGGGUUCAUGACCUUCACAGACUCGCCCGACAAACACUUCGUCCUCCCCAGCCUCAAUGCGAUCUUUGUGUUGCCCGGGGCGAGGAGGAAAGGAGCGUGCAGGGAGAUGGUACAAGAUUUUGUGAGAGGGGUAGAGGAGAGGGAGAGGGGAAGCAACAGAGCAAGGAGAGAGGGAGAGGGAGGGAGGGAGGGGGGGGAAGGGGAAGGGGAAGGGGAAGGGGAUUGGAAAGGAGAUAAAGAUUCUGGAGACUCUGCCAGCAACUUGCGCAAGCUGAUGGGGAUCGAGGUGAGGAGAGUCUGUGUGUUUGCUUGCAUGCUAGUUGACGGGGAUGAAGGUCCCGGUAUCGCAGAAGCUCCUCCUUGCCCUUCCCCACAUCCUCUCUCCUGCCACCCUCAAGAGGGUGAUAACAGCCUCCUCCUCCUGCCAGCGUCCUGA
Molecule: messenger RNA, 1233 nt
Organism: Guillardia theta CCMP2712
Lineage: Eukaryota; Cryptophyceae; Pyrenomonadales; Geminigeraceae
Exons: 1
Coding region: 1-1233 (410 amino acids)
Source: RefSeq, a predicted model, not a curated record